AUGACUCGAACGACAAGUGACCUAUUGGAUGACAGGCUAUCAACACUCUGGCAGUCAGCCUGUGAUGACUACGCUAAAGAAACGGGGAUUGCGCUUACCGAUGGCGACUUCCCCAAGAUCCACGGUCCCGAGGAUCUGUCGCGUCAUCUCGACGCCGAAAGGGACCAUUUCGAGGACUUUCGAAUGAAAAAACGACCACUCUUGCAUGCUAUGCAGAUAAUCCUGGCGCCGUUCGAGCACUGGGGGGAUCUGCUUGCGGGGGUCGCCUCCGCAGCUUUUCCCCCGGCGUCGUCGAUCAUGGGCGCCAUGAUGCUUCUCGUUCGAGGGGCUCGCAGAGUCAGUGAAUCGUUCGACAUGCUCAUGGACCUGUUUCACAAACUCGGUCAUUUUGCCCUCCGUCUGGACUCGUACAAGGGGGUUUCUCUGAGUGAAGGGAUGAAGACCAUCAUUGUCCAGGUCUUGGUCAAUUUCCUUCGUGUCUGUGCGGCGUCGCAGAAAUUACUCCGUCGGGGGUCGCUCCGAGCAAGACUUACGAAAUGGACAAAGAACGUCCUGGUUGAGGAUACGUCGAUCAGGUCGCUCCUGGACGAGCUGGAGGAGUUGACGAGCCAGGAGCACAAGAUGGUGUCUGCGCAUGCGCUCGAUCUCACUCACCAGGCGCUCAGAAGCACCGCGGAAUUACUCGAGCGAGACGACAACAGGAACGAGCGCGACAGACUGGACAAAGUGAAGAAAGCAUUAGAUCCCGUUUCCGCGUCCGGCCGCGUCUUCUCCUCCCUCAACGAGAACCGCAUACCCGGAUCGGGCAGCUGGAUUGAAGACAGGAUCCGGUCCUGGUGGCAGAGUCCUGAUCCUUUACUCUGGAUCCAUGGAGGCCCUGGUGUGGGCAAAUCCUACUUGGCGUCGAAGAUCAUCAGCGAUCUCGCGACAGCAGACUCAUCCGCUCCAUCUACGCCGCCCAUCGUCGCCUCUUUUUUCUUCAAGAACAACGAUGUCGACCUACGCUCAUUUAACAAAGCGUUGCGGACCCUGGCAUGGCAAGUGGUCGUACAGCGAUCGAGAUUUGCGGCGCAUGCAGAGGAUUUCUGUCUGAAGGAAGACCCAGCCAACAGCUAUGUUGUCUGGAGGAAGCUCUUGCUUGACUUCUUCGUCAAGUCUCCACCGGACGCCGGAACGUGCUUUGUCAUUGACGGUAUCGACGAGGCCGAUCCAGAGGAGCAAGAAAUCCUCUUUCGUCUGCUCGAGAGCACAUAUGCGACAGAGGACCAGACAGGCCCAAGCGCACCAAUCCGCGUCGUACUUCUGGGCAGGGAUUCCGUGCGCGGCAUCCUCGAGGAACACUCCCUCGGCGGGAUUCCAGAGAUCGAGAUCACCAAUAACCAGAAUCAGGACGACCUGCACAGAUACGUCUCUCAGAAGCUGCAGAAGACCAAGUUGUUUCGCGGCUAUCCAGACUUCCUCGACGAAGUUGUCCAGGACAUAUGUGGACAAGCGGAAGGCCUCUGGGAGUGGGCGAACCUGGUCAUCAAAUCUGUUCUACGCUGCCGGUCCAAGGAACAGAUUCGACGAGUGGUGCGGACGAUGCCGCGAGGAAUCAGUGCAAUGCUACAUGCAGAACUGCAGCGUUUGGCUAGAGAGUUGUCGGCCUCGGAUGCAAUGUCGCCUGAGUUGUCCGAUGGAGAAGGAUCAUCCGGGGACACAACGACGCAGAUUCAACAGCUCAACCUGUUACUCUCAUUUGUGGCGAUGGCUCAAAAGCCGCUGACGGUGGACCAACUCGACCUUAUCUUGGAGGUCAUCCUUGAAGAGGAGGUUUUGAAUCUUGAGGAUGAUCUGCGCACGGCAUACUCAUCCCUCUUUUCGCUCCGUCCCGCGCUGGGUGAAGGAGAUAAAGGGGAAGAUGAUGAUGAUGAUGAUGAGGUAGAAAAAGACACAGUCAUUGUAACUCUGCGACAUAGUUCUUUCUAUGAAUUUUUCAGCACAUCUGUGGAGGCCGGACCCAUUCAGGUCGACCCUGACCGAGCGGAGGCGUCCUUUGUAUUUGUCUUACUCUACGCCCUGCAAAGAAAAUAUGCACCCAAGUCCGAGAGGAUGCUAGGACUGAUCAGCCGGUAUGCUCAGAAAUUCCUACCACUGCAUCUGGAGCGUGCAAAUCCAGAAAAGGCAGAUCGGAGAGAAGGGAUAGCCAAGCAGCUUGCCGCUCUCCUCACCGAGGAGCCGGUAUUCAACCCUCAGCACUGGCUCAUCGAACAAUACGACGUGGUCUAUGUGACCACAUACGAUCAAUAUAUGUGUUCUCGCGCAACCGACAUUGCUUGUUACUGGUGGAAUACUCAGAAGCGUGACACGGCGAACCAGAGGGCGGAGUUGGUCCUGAAUUGGCUCUCCCCCGAUACGAAACAGCUCCUGCAGGAUUGUGCUCGAUCAUCGACGGUGGCAAGCGAUGCCUGUCCUUUUACGGUUCUUUUCUCGCGUAUGGCAGAGUCCUUCUCCCGGCUUUGGCUGGCUCCGAAAGAUAUCGAAGAGAAAGACGGAUUACCGGAAGGCCUCUCCACCUUCCUAUUUGUAUACGCUCAGAUGGCGGGCACCGAGUUUCCAACCGCCGAGGGGGAGUUGGGAGGGGUAGUACGCAUAGCGUUGAGGACUGCCGAGAUCAUGCAGGUCGCCGAGAUGCAGCGUCUCGAGAAGACGCCCGUCUGGCAUGCUCGAGUGGCUCAGGCGCUCCUCCUGCAUGGUAACUACAGGACGGCCCUCGAACAGUUCCAGAUCUGUCUUGAUGACCAUCAGCGAAACCCUGUCCUGAGCAAACAAGCGCUAUUUGCCAUUCACAGGGACAUGGCUCGCGCGUGUACCGAGACCGGAAGAUACAGGGAGGCUGUAGAACACUCUGAUCUGGCCGAGUCGCUGCGCGACGCGUCCUGGGAUAGUAGCUGGCAGGAUCCUAUUGGCCGACUGCUGAAUGCUGCGCAAAUGAAGCACUUGGCGAAAAUGACCGAUGAAGCUGUUGCCACCGCAGAUGAGGCCUGGGAAACGUAUCGUGGACAAAAGGAGGAUUAUCGAGACCGGUAUACGCUGCAUUCAUUCUUCUCGGUCUUCCUGGAGCUGCACCAGACACACCGUGUCCAAGAUGUGUUGGACUUGGCCGCUUCUCAUCCUCAGGAGUUUCAGUUUACCGAACGAAUCGGUUUGGUCGAGUUCCUCGCGUCAACACUGACUUGGACACGCCGUCUGGUAUAUAGGGUCCUUCACCAUACGCGGACCCGGGGCGACGGGAAGCUUAUUGACCUUGUGGCCUCGGCUGUGGCCAGAGCCGAGGCCUCGGAGGGGGAAUUAACAGAUGACCUGGCGGCGGCGAAAUACUUCAUCGCAUCACUGAUGGUCGAAAACGGCCGAUUCAGCGCAGGAAUCCAGGCUUGGUACCAGCUUGCCGCCCUCGACCACCCUCGCGGGGAUAGGGAAAGGGCUCAGGCGCGGUCGCUGAGUCGCUUAGCAGCCGUGUGCUUAUGCAAUCCGGAGAUUCCACUGUGCGACGAGCCCCCUCUGAGACUGGAUGAAAAGGCCGAAUACAGUGAUAUCUGUCUGGUCAUCUCGAGUUGGCUGCGGUAUCACGGUGAUCUCGCAAACGCCCGGACAGCUCUCCGCGGACGGGUGAAGAAAAGUAUCGAGCUGUUGUCGGACGACGAUCCUUCCAACGACGAUGAUGCCUUCCUGAGCCUCUUCCAGACACUUCUGACGGCGGCGGACAGUGACGAGGAUCUGAGCGGAGCCUUGUACUGUACCAAGGCCUGGUACAAGGACUGUCUGCGGGAAGCGAAGAGCGACCAUCGAAUGUCCGAAGGUGGCGUCGCCAAAUCUCUGAACCAAGUGCACCUGGUCGCUGACGAGACCCAGGUACCGGAUGAUGGGGUCUCUGAACGCCGGAUCUCGUACACGAUCGACUAUUUCGCCGAGUGUUCGAACUGCAAGUGUGAGAUGAAAUCCAUCUGCCACUGGUACUUUUGCCUUUGUUGCCCGUUCAUGAUGCUGUGUCAAUGGUGUUACCACGAGAUCCAGUCCGCCUUAUCCCAGGAUGGUACGUCCCAUCCCCAGGGUAUCUGCGACCCUCAGCACGAGUUCUAUUAUACCGGCGGUCCGCUUCGGGCCGUUGAGCGUGUGCCCGAAGGGAUGACGGUCCUUGACGGUCUUGAUGGAACGAAGCGGACGGCAUGGAUCGAGGAAUGGAAGCAUCAGCUGUCCGAGAAGUGGGAGACGGCCGACUUUGCCUUUGCGGGAGGACUGUCGGCCUGGUGUAUGCGCAUAUUGCCGGAGCCCCAGCGAUCUCGGUGGGCUCGACUCUUUGUGUGA
Messenger RNA from Aspergillus fumigatus Af293, 4344 nucleotides. Its product is annotated as NACHT domain protein. Lineage: Eukaryota; Fungi; Ascomycota; Eurotiomycetes; Eurotiales; Aspergillaceae. Gene Ontology annotation, molecular function: protein binding. The record is from RefSeq and is a predicted model, not a curated record.